Molecule: messenger RNA, 399 nt
Organism: Oncorhynchus nerka (sockeye salmon)
Lineage: Eukaryota; Metazoa; Chordata; Actinopteri; Salmoniformes; Salmonidae
Product: CD82 antigen-like
Exons: 3
Cellular component (GO): plasma membrane
Source: RefSeq, a predicted model, not a curated record
UGAUGAACCUCUAAAAUGCACUUUCCCAUUGUUCUGUCUGUCCGUCCCCAGUACUUCACCUGCCUCCUGCUCAUCCUCAUCGCCCAGGUUACGGCUGGCGUGCUCAUCUACUUCCAGAGAGACAGACUGCAACAGGAGAUGUCCACCAUCGUCAAGGGGAUGCUGGUCAACUACACUGGUCAGAACAGGACCACAGAACAUUCCUGGGACUAUGUGCAGAGGACGAUGAAGUGUUGUGGCUGGGUGUCUCCAGGUAACUGGUUGGAGAACGUGUGGAUCAAGAACAGUUCUGUCUCGCUGUACCCCUGCUCCUGUCGGAAUGAAACCCUGCCUGGGACAGACAUGAAUGAGACUGGGCUCUGUGAACACUUGUCUGCUGACCGGCCAGUAUACCAAACG